This is a messenger RNA of Closterium sp. NIES-65, 879 nucleotides long. Lineage: Eukaryota; Viridiplantae; Streptophyta; Zygnematophyceae; Desmidiales; Closteriaceae. The record is from the annotation of a GenBank genome assembly.
AUGUUCGUCAUUGUCGCCGCUUGCACUCCCCUCGCUGCAUGCGCCACAGAGUCGCCGGGAGUGGAAUACGAGCAGCUUCCUUCCAACCCUGCCGCCAGGGCUUUGAACGAACUUUCCGAUUAUGCCCAGAGCGCCGGGCAGAAGGUCAAGGAACGGGCGGAGGAAACAGGACAGACAAUGGAGAGUCAAGCGAAGAAAGCAGGAGAGGUCCUGUCUGAAAGGGUGGAAGAGACGCGCAAGGGGGUCGCGGAUCAGGCCAAAGAAACGGUCAAGGCAGCAGGCGAACAGGCGGAGGAGUUGCGGGGAGCGGCAGGCAGGCGCGCGGAGGAAUUGAAAGAGGCUGCUGGAAGGCGCGCGGAGGAACUCGGGGAGACUGCAGGCCAGCGCGCGGAGGAAUUGCGCGAGGCGGCUGGCAGGCGCGCGGAGGAGCUCGGGGGGGCGAUUACGGAGCAGGCAGAAGGGGCCAUGGAGAAAACGCGGCAAGGCCUCGGUGCAGCGGAAAAGAAGGCGGAGGAAAUUCUCGAGGAGGCGCGCGGGAGGGUGGAAGGGCAGGCGCGAAAAGGGGUUUCCGCCGCGCAGGAGAACGCGGAUUCAGCUGCUGGAUAUGUGAAGGAAGGGAUUGAGCAGGUGAAGGAGGAGGCGCGGGAGAGGGCGAGGGGGGUGCAGAAGGCGAGGCAGGAGGCUGGAAAGACAGCGGAGAGGGUCAAAGGGAGAGUGGAGGAGGGGGUAGAGGGAGCGAUGGGGAGAGCUGAGAGGGGCGUGGAUGAGGCGCGGAAGGGGAUGGUGGAAUCUGCGGAGCGUGCAGGGCAGAGGGUGAGGGAGGGCGGAGAGAGGGUGAAGGAGAGUGGGGAGAGAGUGAAGGAGAGUGGAGAGGCGUAG